Messenger RNA from Brassica napus (rape), 1251 nucleotides. RefSeq lists its product as uncharacterized. NCBI's taxonomy places the organism in Eukaryota, Viridiplantae, Streptophyta, Magnoliopsida, Brassicales, Brassicaceae. The coding region runs from base 1 to 1251 and encodes 416 amino acids. The transcript has 3 exons. The record is from RefSeq and is a predicted model, not a curated record.
AUGCCGAAAGCAACAAACUCUACAAUCCUCUCUUUGGUACCAAAGUUCACAGGAGCAUCAAGGAUUACCGACUACCGUCCUAUCUCUUGCCUCAAUACCAUCUACAAAGUAAUCUCUAGGCUGUUGGUGAGACGUCUGAAACUGAUUCUCCAUGGGUUAAUCGUUCCGAAUCAAACUGCAUUUGUAGAAGGGAGGUUAUUAUUGGAGAAUACGGUCCUGGCUAGUGAAUUGGUAAAUGGUUAUCAUAAGAAUAAAAGUUCUAAGAAGAUUACCCUGAAGGUGGAUAUCGCUAAAGCCUUUGACACUUUAUCUUGGGAUUUUUUACUCUCUGCAUUGGAAAGCUUCAAUCUGCCAUUACCGUUUCUAAACCUCCUCAAAGCCUGGAAGCGCGCUCCGAGAGUUCUCCAAAUCCUCCAUGAGUUUGAGCUGCGGUCUGGUCUUGCAGUCAGUAUGCAGAAGUCAAGUUUUUUCUCCUCGGGUCUUUCAGAGCAUGAAAUUACUGCCAUUGAAGUGUCAACGGGGAUGCAGAACAGCUCCCUACCAAUGCGCUAUCUUGGGGUUCCAAUGUGUACAAAGAAGCUUAAUCUGCUAAACUGUGAGCCGCUACUACAGCAAAUCAAAGCACGUCUCUCCUCAUGGUCUGCGAAGUCUCUUUCCUUUGCUGGGAGGUUGCUGUUGAUUAAAACAGUUAUCACAGGCAUCACUACCUUCUGGUGCUCCUCCUUCAUGCUGCCAACAGCAUGUAUAAAAAGGAUCAACUCUUUGUGUGGAAUUUUCCUGUGGCAUGGAACAGCAGAAGGCCACCAUUCUGCAAGAGUUUCUUGGGAGACAGUUACACUUACCAAAGCGCAAGGUGGACUGGGUGUAAAGGACUUAUUAUCUUGGAACAGAGCCUGUAUUUUGAAGCUCAUAUGGCUCCUUUUCUUUAGACCCGACUCGGUGUGGGUUUGUUGGUUCAAAGAAGUGGUCCUCAAAGGCUCCCUUACUAACUACUGGACUGUCAAGCCGAGUGUGAAGUACUCCUGGUUAGCAAACAAACUGAUCAAAUCACGGGACCUAGUGUAUCCUCUGAUAAAAAGGAGGAUUGGAAAUGGACUCACAGCCAGCUUCUGGCACGAUAACUGGUCUCCGUUUGGAAACCUCACAACUUUCCUCGCUGCUUCCACUAGAAGACUAGGUAUUUCUAAGAAUGCGACAGUGGGCUCCCUUUUUAGUGACGAUCGGUGGCUGCUACCACCUGCAAGGACAUAA